Molecule: messenger RNA, 1497 nt
Organism: Alternaria atra
Lineage: Eukaryota; Fungi; Ascomycota; Dothideomycetes; Pleosporales; Pleosporaceae
Exons: 2
Coding region: 1-1497 (498 amino acids)
Molecular function (GO): oxidoreductase activity
Source: RefSeq, a predicted model, not a curated record
AUGACUUCCCGUGACGGAUACUGCUGGACUCCCAAGGAUGGUCUCAAAGCUGGCGUCCCUUCUUUAGGUGUUGUCACUCCUGCAUCCAACAUCUGCAGCUCAGAAGCCACCUACGACGUCGUUGUUAUUGGCGCAGGAUAUUGUGGGUUGACGGCUGCGCGGAAUGCUUCCCUUGAAGGCCUCAAAGUGCUUUUACUAGAAGGGCGCGAUCGAAUCGGAGGCCGCUCAUGGUCUUCCAACAUCGGUGGCUAUCCAUUCGAGAUGGGUGGCACAUGGGUACAUUGGGGACAGGCCAACACAUGGCGUGAGGUCCUAAGAUACCGAAUGGAGAAGGAUAUCGAAUCAAGCUUUGAUUUCUCGAAGGGAGUGAAGCAUUUCGAACUGAACACGCAUCAAGGUAGUGCUACGAUGAGCCAUGAAGAUGAGGACGCACUCUUGGACUCUGCCCUUAAGAAAUUUACCAACGUUGACGGUGUCUAUGGGCGUGUGAUGAUUCCCCUCCCACAUGACACUUUUCACAACCCAGGAUCGAUUGCACUCGAUUCGCAGUCAGCACAAAACCGGAUCGACGACAUUGCAUCAACGCUAUCGCCACAAGAACGCGCCGCCCUUGAGACUUUUAUCCUUUUGUGUAGUGGUGGAACGCUCGAAACGACUUCCUUCCACGAAUUUAUGCACUGGUGGGCAAUGAGCGGCUACACUAAUCAGGGCAUGAUGGACUUGCUCAUCACGUGGAAAUUCCGCGAGGGUCAAUCAACAUUCGCACGGCGAUUCUUCGAUGAAGCAGUCGCUACAAAGCGGUUAUCAUACUCGUUCAACACACCCAUAGAACGCAUCAAGGAUAACGUCUCAGACGUCGAAAUAAUCACCCGGACUGGUCGCAAAUUUCGCGCUCUCCGCGCUAUCUCCACAGUUCCACUAAACGUACUGAGCAGCGUGUCUUUUGAACCUCCGCUCCCAGCAGGCAAACAAGCAGCCAUCAGGAUUGGUCACGUUAAUCAGACAGUCAAGGUACACGCUGAGAUUUCGAACAAGGAUUUAAGAUCAUGGACCGGUAUCACUUACCCAUACAACGAACUUUGCUACGCAAUCGGCGACGGCACAACCCCAGCUGGAAAUACACAUAUCGUGUGCUUCGGAGGGCAGAACAAGCACAUGGAUCCUGAGACAGAUAUUCCGCGUACUCAGAAAGCCGUCUCGUCCAUGUUCAAUCCGGAUCACUACGAUGGAAAGAGCGUAGAUAUUCAGCGUCUAGUGUUCCACAAUUGGUCCAAGGACGAAUUCGCAAAGGGUGCGUGGUUCUUCCCGCCGCCGGAAUUGUUGGCUAAGCAUUUGGAUGACAUGCGUGCUCGGCAUGGAAAAGUGGUAUUUGCUAACUCGGAUUGGGCACUCGGGUGGAGGAGUUUUAUCGAUGGAGCCAUUGAAGAAGGAACUAGGGCAGCGUUGGAGGUUAGAAAGGAGAUUGAGGAUCUAAGGACUGAGAGAGCGACUUUGUGA